AUGUCUAAACGUAAAAACAACUCGGCUUCUGACGAUAACAAAAAGCAAAAAGUAGUCAGCAAAACGCAAAGUUCUCUUGCGUCCUGGGUGAAGCCUCAGCAAACGCGUACAGUUGUUAACUUGGAAACUUUAUUCAGUAAAACAGAUAAAAAAGUUAAAGAAGUAUUAAGUUUAGAGAUUGAAACUAUGAAUAGUGAGUGGUUAAAAGUUUUAAGUGGAGAAAUCCAGAAGAGUUACUUUAUAGAGCCGGAGAUUUAUAGUUGGUCGAGAUACACCCCACCAUCUUUGGUCAAGGUUGUUAUUAUAGGACAAGAUCCAUAUCACGAUGACGGACAAGCUCAUGGUUUAUGUUUUAGUGUGAAGAACGGUGUCCCGCCACCGCCAUCUUUGGUUAAUAUAUACAAAGCAUUGCAAAGAGAUAUUCCGUCAUUUCAGAUACCAAAACACGGUAAUCUUGUUAAUUGGGCUAAAGCCGGAGUCCUUCUAUUAAAUACUUCACUGACUGUACGAGCACAUAACGCGGCAAGUCACAGUAAUAAAGGAUGGGAGAAAUUUACCGAUGCUGUUAUACAAUAUCUGUCUGAGAAAAAGCAUAGAUUGGUGUUUAUGUUAUGGGGAAAUCAUGCUAUUAAGAAGGGAAAAAGUAUUAAUAAGGCAAAACAUCUAGUUCUGGAAUCUGUUCAUCCGUCGCCAUUGUCUGCUCAUCGUGGAUUUUUUGAAUGUCAUCAUUGGUCUAAAGCUAAUGAUUACUUGAAAAGUUUGGGUAAAGAAGAAAUUAAUUGGAAUAGUUUAGUAGAAACAACUAAUGAAGACUAG
Molecule: messenger RNA, 816 nt
Organism: Funneliformis caledonium
Lineage: Eukaryota; Fungi; Glomeromycota; Glomeromycetes; Glomerales; Glomeraceae
Source: the annotation of a GenBank genome assembly